This is a messenger RNA of Nerophis lumbriciformis (worm pipefish), 990 nucleotides long. Its product is annotated as zinc metalloproteinase nas-4. Lineage: Eukaryota; Metazoa; Chordata; Actinopteri; Syngnathiformes; Syngnathidae. The record is from RefSeq and is a predicted model, not a curated record. Gene Ontology annotation, molecular function: zinc ion binding; metalloendopeptidase activity. Gene Ontology annotation, biological process: proteolysis.
GUCCAGGUCUGAGAAACACUUAAAUAGGCGGACUUGGGCAGGUGGCAUCACUCAGUGCUAAUGAGCGAGUACUAACAUGCUGCUCCUGGCUGCACUCCUCUUCUUGUCUCUGCGUCUCGGCGGUUCCGGUCCAAUCCCUCCGGUCCACCCAGAGAUCCUCAGACUUCUCCACAACGCGGAGACGCUGGAAGAACUGAUGACGAAGGAUAAAGGUCUGCAGGAGGGCGACAUUCUCCUCAAAAAAGACCGGAACGCCGUGGACCAUAAGUGGUCCACCCUCAAAAUCCCGUACGAGAUCAACCCAAACCUGGUGGCUCGCACCGAUGAAAUCCUGGCCGCGUUCAAGAUGAUCUCCGACAACACCUGCCUGUCCUUCCACAAGCGCACCACCGAGAAGGACUACAUCGCCUUCGUAUCCUCCCAAGGGUGCGCGUCGUACGUGGGCGCCAUCGGCGGCAAGCAGGGCGUGCACGUGGGCCCCACCUGCAUGGUGGGCAACAUCGUGCACGAGAUCCUCCACGCGCUGGGCUUCUACCACGAGCACACCAGGGAGGACCGCAAGGGAUACAUCACCAUCGUGUCUGAAAACAUCAUGAAAGGGCGGGAACGCAACUUCAAAAUGCAAACUGGCAAAACCUUCCAGCUUCCGUACGACCUGUCCUCCAUCAUGCACUACGGCAGCACUUUUUUUUCAACCAACGGCCGUCCCACCAUCAAGGCCAAAGUGAAGGAGACGGAAAUGGGCCAGCGAGGCAGAAUGACGUCCAUCGACAUCCAGAGAGUGCGCAGCCUCUACAACUGUGACUCUGCAGAGAAUCAAAACCAAACCAGUGAGAAGAAAGUGGGCGAGGUAUAGUGGCGCCUCUUGGGCCAUAUCAGAGACCUGCAUCUGUACCAACACGUGACGUCAUCGGUCGUGCGACAUUAGCAAGACCACAUUUAAACCCAAGAUGCUAACUUAUGAAUAAAAUCACAAUUUCUGACCCAUUA